AUGGUGGCCGCCAAGAAGACGAAAAAGUCUUUAGAAUCCAAAAACUCUAGGCUUCAGCUGGUUAUGAAAAGUGGUAAAAAUGUCUUUGGAUAUAAACAAACUCUGAAAAUGAUUCGACAGGGCAGAGCCAAGUUGGUUAUCCUAGCCAAUAACUGUCCUGCUUUGAGAAAAUCAGAAAUUGAAUACUAUGCUAUGUUGGCCAAAACUGGUGUGCAUCACUACAGUGGCAACAAUAUUGAACUGGGAACAACUUGUGGGAGGUACUACAGAGUAUGUACACUUGCUAUAAUUGACCCAGGUGACUCUGACAUCAUUUAGAAGCAUGCCAGAACAAACCAGUGAGAAGUAAAAUUAAUAAACUUUACAUUUUGUGUA
Thamnophis elegans (Western terrestrial garter snake) is the source of this 375-nucleotide messenger RNA. Its product is annotated as 60S ribosomal protein L30-like. Lineage: Eukaryota; Metazoa; Chordata; Lepidosauria; Squamata; Natricidae. Gene Ontology annotation, molecular function: structural constituent of ribosome; RNA binding. Bases 1 to 318 code for a protein of 105 amino acids. Gene Ontology annotation, cellular component: cytosolic large ribosomal subunit. The transcript has a single exon. The record is from RefSeq and is a predicted model, not a curated record.